Molecule: messenger RNA, 1044 nt
Organism: Caenorhabditis remanei
Lineage: Eukaryota; Metazoa; Nematoda; Chromadorea; Rhabditida; Rhabditidae
Exons: 6
Coding region: 1-1044 (347 amino acids)
Source: RefSeq, a predicted model, not a curated record
AUGAUCCAGCUAAGCCAUUGCAAUGAUUCUACACUAGUAGCUCCUAGACCUGUCAACAAUUUGGCGCCAAUUCCUGUUCCGAAAUCAAAGGCCGCACAGGAUUUUAAAGACCAAAUGAGAAAAUUCAAAGCCGUUCCACAGCAAGCAUCAGUAAAAAAUCCGACGCCAGCAGUCCGUCAAAAUCAAAACAAGGAAAAUCAUAAAAAAGUAGAUGAAGAAAUGGAAUAUCAACUUCUGAUUGCCGCUGAAAAAGAACAAGAAAAGCGUUUCCAAAAAGAAGUUGAAGAAAUGAAAAUUAAGAACGAUAAGAAAGAGAAUUUGAUGAAAAUAGAGAAAGCUGAAAUGGACGAAAAGGCUGAUAUGAAAUUCAAACUGGAAUUUGAGAAGCAAGAGAGAGAGCAUGAGAUAAAUUUUAAAAAAGCGAAGGAGGAUAUUGAAAACUACGAGAGAGAAACCCAACGACUUCUCCAAGAACGUAUCAAAGUUUGGAAGGCGUGCAACGAUGCUUUCCUUGCUUGCAUUUAUAUUCAGCAGUUGUGGGAAGAGAAGGAAAAACAGUGGGCUGAUUGGUUGGAAUCAUUGAAAACCUCGAUCUCUGAAGCAAAAACAAGAUUCAAGUUAUUUGAAAGAGUCCUUCAGAACAUAAAUAGAAAUGGGCCAAAGUAUGAAAAAAUCGUGAACAGUGAACUCAAAAGCCUUCACAAAUCCACCCUCUCCGCUUAUUACCUGGUUUUCGAUGCGUGCAAAACUGUGAAGAAACUUGUGAACCGAUUUGAUGGUGUUUUCCUUAAAAUACUUCUGAAAAACUUGGUGACAAUCUCUAACAACCUUUGCACAGCACUAGAAAAUAUUGAUCAAUGCAUGUCUCAAAUCGAUUUGACCGAUCCAAUACAUCAUUCAUUCUUGGGUUUAUCAAGCUUUGAAGUUCCAUCGGUUUUUAUACUUCGAGAAGAUUCUAAGACGUAUCAGCCGGAUGGACUGCCAAUAGAAGAACCACGCGUCUAUUCUUCUUCAACUACUUUGAAUAUCACGGAAAUUCAUUGA